Molecule: messenger RNA, 5302 nt
Organism: Xenopus tropicalis (tropical clawed frog)
Lineage: Eukaryota; Metazoa; Chordata; Amphibia; Anura; Pipidae
Gene: cntnap1
Product: contactin associated protein 1
Cellular component (GO): paranodal junction; membrane
Source: RefSeq, marked provisional
GGGAAGGCUAGUGACAGCGCAGCGCUGAGUGGCUGACAGGCGCAUAUAUGACACAGAUUAGGGGCAUCAUGAUCUAGCAUCCCGGAUGCUUCCACCUGCACGUACUCAUUAGCCAGAGCCGGGCGACGUCUGCUUUCCGGCCAAGAUGCUUAAUUUAGGGGGAACGCGUUUUGUCGCCCUGCUUCUUACUUGGGCUGGGAUCCUACAGCUGCGACAUGUGUGCCGCUCAGAAUGGUGCUACAACGAUCUGAUUUCCCCACUUUAUUUUACAUCUUUUGAUGCUUCCUCAAGAUAUUCCAUUAUGUACACCUCUAAUUUUGCACGGUUAUAUGGCAGCAGUGGGUGGUCUCCAGCCCCUGGGGAUAAACUGCCCUGGCUUCAAAUAGAUUUAAAGCAGAAAUAUAAGAUCAUGGGAGUAGCUACUCAAGGGACCCACAAUUCUUACUAUGACUGGGUAACAAAGUAUGUUCUGCUGUAUGGGGACAGACCAGACAGCUGGAAGCCGUUUUUUCAGCAAGGAACUAACUGGACAUUCUUUGGCAAUGUCAAUUCAUCAGGGGUAAAAGAACAUCGCCUUUAUUACCCAGUAAAAGCUCGAUAUGUUCGCUUCGUCCCAGUGGCAUGGAACCCAAAGGGAAAGAUUGGCCUUCGUGUAGGUCUGUUUGGUUGCCCAUACCGGCAUGACGUUUUAUCCUUUGAUGGAGAUGACCUCUUUUCCUACAAGCUUAAAGGGAAGAUUAGUCGAACCUUAAAUGACAGCAUAUCUUUUAACUUCAAAACUUUGGAGAAAAAUGGGAUGCUAAUGCAUGCAGAAGGAUCGCAAGGAGAUUACAUCACGCUUGAGCUUCAAAAGGCCCGGUUAAUAUUCCAAAUGAGUUUGGGCAACAGUCCUAUACACCCAGUAGACAGCCACACAGUCGUAAAGCUAGGAAGCCUGCUAGAUGAUCAGCACUGGCAUUCUGUGUAUAUUGAACGGCAGGGCCGUGACCUUAAUAUAACUUUGGAUGGAGAAACUAUAAGAGUUAAAUGCAAGGGAGACUUUGACCAACUGGACCUGGAUACUGAGAUAUUUUUUGCUGGAAUCGUUUAUCAAGAAAAAAGCCUCUCCCAUAAGCAGAACUUUAGAGGAUGCCUGGAAAACAUUCUCUUCAAUGGCAUUAACAUUGCUGACCUGGCACGAAGGAAAAAAUCCUCAAUAGCCUUUGUGGGGAAAGUUAGAUUCUCCUGUAUUGAGAUGCCCUACGUCCCAGUGACUUUUUCUGGUAUCAACAACUACCUUCUGGUUCCGGGUGUCCCUGCAAGCCCGAAGAUGAUGGUGAGCUUUAAAUUUCGAACAUGGGACACAGUUGGACUUCUGCUUUACUCUAGUUUUACUGGUUCCUUGGGUUCUCUUGAAAUGGCAUUGAGCGAAGGUCAGAUUAAUGUGUCAAUUUCCCAGCCGGGCAUGAAGAAACUAGUAUUUGCUGCUGGAUACCGACUGAAUGAUGGUUUCUGGCAUUCAGUCUCAUUGGUGGCCAGAGAGAACUCUGCUGUUGUUAUCAUAGAUGAAGAUGAAGGUGCAGAGUUCAAGGUUAACUAUGAUUUUCAAGUGGGAACAGGAGACACCUACUACUUUGGGGGUUGCCCAAAACCCGCUGCAGGAUCUGGCUGCUACUCAAACCAGACGGCGUUCCAUGGGUGCAUGCAGAUGAUCAAUGUUGAUGGGCAGCCAGUGGAUUUACAUCGCAUGCAGCUGGGGUUAUUCGGGAGAUUCUCCGAGGUCAUGUUCAACGUUUGCGCCAUUGCUGAUAGAUGCAGACCGAAUCCAUGUGAGCAUGGAGGCCGUUGCUACCAGUCCUGGGAUGACUUCUUCUGCAUCUGUGACAUGACUGGGUACAAGGGAGAGACCUGCCACAAGUCCCUCUUCAAAGAAAACUGUGAUGCCUACAGGGUUAGUGGUAAAUAUUCGGGCAAUUACACUAUAGAUCCAGAUGGCAGUGGACCAAUGAAACCGUUCUAUGUUCACUGCGACAUAUCAGAGGAACGAGCGUGGACGAUUGUGCAUCAUGAUCGAUACUAUGCUACGAGAGUCACUGGCUCCAGCCCGGACCAGCCGUUCUUGGGAGAGGUGAAUUAUUGGAACGCAACUUGGGGAGAAGUGUCCGCACUCGCUAAUGGAUCUGAAUACUGCGAGCAGAGAAUUGAGUUUUCUUGCUACAGAUCUAGGCUCCUUAAUACUCCAAAUGGGCUGCCAUACAGUUUCUGGAUGGGGAGAAAUAAUGAAAGACACUUCUACUGGGGAGGUUCAAGCCCUGGAAUCCAGAGAUGUGGUUGCGGUAUUGACAAGUCCUGUGCCGAUCCAAAACUUUUCUGCAACUGUGAUGGGGAUUACACGCAGUGGAAAUAUGACAAAGGGCUGCUGAAGUUUCGUGACCAUCUACCAGUAACACGAGUAGUUGUGGGGGACACAAACAGGACCGGCUCUGAAGCCUGGUUUUCUGUGGGGCCAUUACGCUGCUAUGGAGACAGAAACACCUGGAACACAGUGACAUUUAUGAAAGGAGCAAGCCUUCUUUUUCCAACUUUCAAACCAGACACCAGCAUUGAUAUCUCCUUCUACUUCAAGACUACCGCCCGUUCUGGCACCUUCCUAGAAACAUCAGGAAACAGAUGUGGCUUUCCCUUGCGGCAUACAUGGGACUUGAGAUAUGAGACUUUUUGGAUGGAUAUGUGGUAUAGAUGCCGGAAUUUUAUUAGGAUCGAGUUGAACUCAACAACAGAACUAGCGUUCAUCUACGAUAUCGGCAAUGGUUUUGAAAAUGUUACUGUGAAGUCACCCUUUAAAUUCAAUGAUAAUGAAUGGCACCAGGUAAAGGCUGAGAUGAAUGUCAAGCUGGCCAGGCUCAAGGUGGACCUACUUCCAUGGUCAAUCCGCAAGUUUCCUCUUCAGACCUACCUCAACAUGACGUAUGAUCAGCCUCUCUAUGUAGGCACUGCAGAGCACAAAUUGAAACCGUUCCUUGGUUGCCUGCGCGCACUGCGAAUGAAUGGCGUGACUUUGGAUUUAGAGGGUAAAGCCAAUGAAACAUUAGGUUUGAGGACCAACUGCACUGGGUAUUGCGAGAAACCACGGUUGGAGUGCCAGAAUGGAGGCCGAUGUGUAGAACGAUACAGUCAUUACACUUGUGACUGUAAUGGGACUGGUUUUGAGGGACCAUUCUGUACUAGAGAUAUAGGGGCAUAUUUUGAAGCAGGCACAUGGGUUCGUCACAGCAUUUUGUCAGCAGCCAUGGUGGCUGCACAGGAGUUUGCCAAUGUCGCAUAUCUGCCUCUGUUUGUGAGCAACCUUACCCGUGAGGAGAUUUCCUUUAGUUUUAGAACCACAACCUCCCCUGCUGUUCUUCUCUAUGUCAGCUCUUUCUCCUCUGAUUACAUAGCUGUACUCGUCAGGCCUGAUGGAACGUUGCAACUAAAUUACAAGGUUGGUAUUACCCCUUAUGUCUACCAGCUGAACAAAAGGAACAUGACAGAUGGCAGACCCCACAGAGUCAAUAUCACCAGAGAAAACCUCACCCUUUAUACCCAGGUGGACUUUUACCCAUUAGAGAAGAAUCAGUUCUACCUGUGGGAGGAUCGGAAGUUCGAUACACCAAAAGCUCUUUAUCUAGGAAGGGUAGUAGAGAUUGGCAUCAUAGAUUCCGAAGUGCAGAAGUUUAACACACCAGGGUUUACAGGAUGUCUGGCAGAUGUGCGCUUUAACAAUAUUACCCCCGUUAGGGACAUUUUCAGACCAUCUAACUCAGCGGGCAUCAUCACAGUGAAAGGUUCCCUUGUGGAGUCCAACUGCGCAGCUAUGCCCAUGCAGAUUGUGCACAUCCCUUAUGAUAUGGACCCGUGGUACAUGGGUACAGUUUUCCCUCAUGUACACGAUGAUGGUUUAGCAGGGAUAAUUGCAUUUACUGUGAUCUUCCUGUUCCUCAUUGCCAUCGCUGCCCUUUUUCUGGUUUACCAUUACUUCCAUCGUUACAAAGGUUCCUACCUGACCAAUGAGCCAAAAGCCAUAGACGCUCCAAGCGCGUCAAAGCCUGGUUCUACACGGAAAGAACAACCCCUGCCACAAAUUGAGGAGGAAGAGCCAAAAGAAUAGCUGUCACACUAGCAGGACCAAGAAGCAGCAGCCAUCAGGUCAUGGGAAUGUUUGGAAAAUAUUGCUGGUUGCACAGUGAGCCCAAGAAACUGAAAAGGAUCAACAGUUUUCAAUUAAAAAAAGAAAAGGCAAAAAGGAGUAAAGUUAGGAUAACCUGAGACUAACACGUUCAUCUACUGCCACUCACUUUUCUUUUAAAAUAUGACAUUUUCUAUUUUUAGAAAUAGGACCAGAAUUUUACCCCCCUUUUUGCAGUUUUUGUCUUUGCAUCUUGAGCAGUAUCUAUGCUAUAUAUCUAUAUAUAAACUAUGCCAGAAGAUAGAAAAUAUAGAUCCAAGUAUCCAGGUCAGAAAUUCCACUUACCGCCCAAUUUUGGUCAAAUGACUCUUUAUGUUGACCUUGGCUACCAUUUAAAACCCAUAUGCCACCCAGGGAGACAAGUAGCUGCCUAGAAAUAAGUGAGGGAUAUUAUCCAUUAUGCACCGAUGGACAUAAAGAAUCCUGUUCCUGUGCAGCUUCUUAUUUUGUGAUGUAUCAUGACAAACAGUAGCCCCUACUAUAAAAUGGAAGACUAUUAGAAGUAACCAUGGCCAGUAUAAAAGUCUUUCACUGACAGCCUUGUACCCUUAUAUGGUCAUUGACCUUUUAAAAUUGAUAUUUUUAAUUGGUGUUCCCUUAAAAAUCUCUAAAUCAUUAAUAUAUAAAGUUGACUUCGAAAAGAUAUAUAUUUUUAACAAACAAGAUGUAAAAAGUAAUUUAAAAGGAGGAUAAUGGUCACUGCCUUUUACAUACAGUUUCCAGCAUCUGGUUGGUUGACAAGAGAAAGAAUCAGAAAAUUACAGUAUGCCAAGAAAACCAAUGGUGGCAUUGUCUGUCUCAGUUUUGUGAGACAUUUUAGCAUUUUGGGAGAAAACAGAAGAUGUAUGAAUAUAUAUGAUCUCAGUAUUUGCUUGAAUGGUGCAUUUUUAGCAUAAUCCUUUAUAUUGAACAAAAAAGGCUUAAAGUUGUCAGAGUGGUAUUGACUCCCAGAGUGUGUGUGUGUGUGUAAAUAUAUAUAUAUAUACACACACACACACAAAUAUAUAUUCUAUUUAGGAUGGCUAUAUAACUUGUGUUUAGAAUGAAAAUGCAUAGGUGAUUCACAAAACAAUAAAAACAAUGGUUGAAACUUCUUGA